GUUUGCCACCAUCAUGUCAGGACCUUUGGAUCCUUCUCACCCUCAAGAGCAUGGUCACUUGAGUGGAAAGUUGUCCCCGGAUGUAGUUCACUCUCAGGACUCAAACAAUACAGUGACCGCAAACACCAGAAAUGCCUACAAACCUCUCACCGACGCGUCCUCGGUUGAUCUUCUUUUCCUCCAGAUACGCGCGUUCCUCGAAGCCAUAGAGGACGUUGACGUAGAACCAGAAACUGUCCAGGAACUUAUUCAACUCCUGACUGGGAAGGAAUCUAAUAUCGAAGAUCAGACUUCUGAAGCUAUAGAAGUGUUGUCCGAUGAUGAGCACGACGAUGGUAACGAGGAUUACGACCCGGAAAAGGACUCAGAUCCACAGGAGCUCGACAUUUCUGCUCUUUUUACUCGAAAGCACGAUGAUACCUGGAGCAAGGCAGAAAUAAAAUCUAUGAUGCAUGACCUGAAAGAGAAAGGGUCUGAGUAUUUUGUAAGACACUACGUUGUCCUUCUCGGAGUUCCAAUCCCUAAAUUACUGCUCGCAUUUGGAAUCAACCUGUGUUCAGAAUUAAGACAUCUUAGCGGACCUACAAUGAGAUACUUUCUUCGCGUCGCUAUGUUUCGAGAGCUUCGAAUUCGUGAGCGACUGACACAAUAUAGCACAAUCACCGAUGCUGUCAAUCUCAUUCGCAAAAGUAAACGUAUCCUCAUCCUCACUGGGGCUGGUAUAAGCGUUUCCUGUGGAAUUCCCGACUUUCGAUCGCGUAACGGCUUGUACGCGUCGUUGGGGGAGUACGAUCUUGACGAUCCUCAGCAAAUGUUCGAUAUAAAUUAUUUCCGUGAAAAUCCAUCUGUAUUUUAUUCGUUUGCCAGCCAGAUAUAUCCCUCGAAUUUUGUACCAUCACCUUGCCAUCAGUUUAUCAAACUCGUUGAAUCUCACGAUAAGCUCUUGCGUAAUUAUACCCAAAAUAUCGAUACCCUAGAAGUCUCUGUGGGCGUUCAGCGGGUAAUUCAAUGUCAUGGAUCGUUUGCCACUGCUAGCUGUUUGCUCUGUCGUCGACGCGUUCCGGGGAAGGAGAUUGAAGUGGAGAUCUUGGGGAGAAGAGUGCCUUUGUGUAAAGUUUGUAAUGCGCCUGGGACCCCGCCGAAGAAGACCAAAAAGAGUAAGAAGAAGGCGAAGGGAGAGUGGGACAGUGAUGAGGAGGAUGAGAGUGAUGGGCCUACUUAUCCGCCGGGCAUAAUGAAGCCAGACAUCAUUUUUUUCGGAGAGAAAUUGUCGGACGAGUUCGAUAAUUCGCUCGAACAGGAUAGAAACAUUGUAGACUUACUUAUUGUUAUCGGGACGUCUUUGAAGGUUGCACCGGUUGCUGAUAUUCUCUCGCACUUACCCCAUUCCGUUCCACAGAUCUUGAUCAACAAGACACCGAUACGCCAUAUUAAUCCAGAUAUUGUUCUUCUUGGAAAUGCAGACGACAUUGUCAUAAACCUUUGCGAACAACUCGGCUGGGAACUCCCACCACCAGAUCCUGCGCCACCAACCAUAAAUUUAACCGGUCGAUUGCAACCUCCGAGAGGGAACCCGAACACGAAGAAGAGGGUCUCAGAAGAGAUUAUAGAAAGUGAUCCACCUCGUCAAGUUGGCGACAGUCAUGUAUGGUUAUUCCCUGGUGCCGAGGGAGGGAAGUGGCUUUCGGAUUUGGAGAAAGAGGUCGAACGUCGUGCUCGUGAGACCGAGGGAGCUACCUCAGCCAACGGUGCAAUGUCAAUCCCUCCGACGAGAGGUUCGUCGCCAACAUCUAGAUCUGCUAGUUUGACCCGGGAGGUGAAGAAAGCUAGAAUUAUUUGAGGUGUCGAUAGGCUCAGCGUUGGUCCUUGGUUCUGAUUUAUAGUGUUCUGUUUUUGUUUUUUUGGGGUGUAUAUGAUCUAUUACUAGA
This is a messenger RNA of Marasmius oreades (fairy-ring Marasmius), 1928 nucleotides long. RefSeq lists its product as uncharacterized. The record is from RefSeq and is a predicted model, not a curated record. Gene Ontology annotation, molecular function: NAD+ binding. NCBI's taxonomy places the organism in Eukaryota, Fungi, Basidiomycota, Agaricomycetes, Agaricales, Marasmiaceae. Bases 14 to 1840 code for a protein of 608 amino acids. The transcript is spliced from 17 exons.